Molecule: messenger RNA, 1622 nt
Organism: Telopea speciosissima
Lineage: Eukaryota; Viridiplantae; Streptophyta; Magnoliopsida; Proteales; Proteaceae
Product: putative aminoacrylate hydrolase RutD
Exons: 11
Coding region: 76-1299 (407 amino acids)
Molecular function (GO): catalytic activity
Source: RefSeq, a predicted model, not a curated record
UUGAACAGAAAAUUAUCUGUUCUUCUCAGAUUUUCUCCGGCACCCUCCCCCUUUUUCUGUUAACUUCAGAAAACCAUGCCGUUCUGUGAUGUCAGCAAAUAUCAGGAAGGAGGAGGAGGAGGAACAAAUUAUGGAAUUAAGAUUUUUUAUAGAAACUAUGGUCAUGGGACAACCAAAGUUCUUCUCAUCAUUGGUUUGGCGGGAACCCAUGAUUCCUGGGGUCCUCAAAUUAAGGGCCUUACGGGUGUUGACACGCCCAAUGAUGCUGAAUCGAAGACUAGUUCAUCAAAAUUGAAUGAUCCAGAAGAGGGUUUUGAUAGUGAUGACAAUGAGGGGAUAGAAGUUUGCUCUUUUGAUAACCGUGGGAUGGGUCAGACCUCUGUUCCCACCAAGAGAUCAGAAUAUACAACAACAAUCAUGGCAAGGGAUGCCAUAGCUCUAAUGGAUCAUUUGGGUUGGAAAAACGUUCAUGUCUUUGGGCAUUCAAUGGGGGCUAUGAUCGCUUGCAAGCUGGCUGCAAUGGUACCUGAUAGGGUAUUGUCGUUGGCCUUACUUAAUGCAACCGGUGGAGGUUUUGAAUGUUUUCCAAAGCUUGAUCGACAAACAAUAUCCAUUGCUAUCCGUUUUCUAAGGGCAAAGACUCCUGAGGAGAGGGCAGCUGUUGACUUAGACACCCAUUACACAAAGGAGUAUCUUGACGAAUAUGUUGGACCUAAGACACGAAGAGAAAUUUUAUAUCAAGAAUAUGUGAAAAAUAUAUCAUCAACUGGGAUGCAAUCUAACUAUGGUUUUGAGGGACAAUUUAAUGCAUGCUGGACACACAAAAUGACACCAAAAGAAUUGGAAAUGAUCCGAUCUGCUGGGUUUCCAAUUUCGGUCAUUCACGGCAGGCAUGACAUAAUAGCUCAGAUAUAUUAUGCAAGGAAGAUUGCGGAGAAGCUACAGCCAAUGGCUAGAAUAAUAGAUCUUCAUGGUGGACAUCUAGUGAGUCAUGAACGGCCUGAAGAGGUCAACAAGGCUCUUUUAGAGUUAAUCAAGGCAUCAGAAUUGAAGUUGAGUCCAAGUGAUUGGUCAAAUUUGCCCAAAAAAGACACUUGGUGGCAAGCCAAUGAGAUACAGAUAUCAUCAAGCAGAAAGAAUUAUGAGGGAAGAUUUUGGUCACUUUUCAUGUUUGACAUUAUGGUGAAGUUUCAUCUUUGCCUUCUAUACAUUUUUGGUCUAUUCAUGAUUUUAAUUGAAUAUGGGAGGAAAGCUUUAAGAAGUUUAAAGCCGGUUCGAGUGGGACCCUCCAUCUCUUAAGAGGUCAGGAUUUAUUCAUCACCUGAAGAUUUUUGUGUUUCAAAACAAGUAAUUAAUUCAAGCGUAAGAAUCAAAUGUAGAGCAAAGAGAUCAGAUGCAAGCAAGGAGGUUCAUAUAUCAACAGGAACUUUGGAUAUCCAAUUCCAAAAAUGCCCUAACUACUGAUUGUUUUCUAUAUGUACACUCAAAUGGGAAUUCAGCAAGGAUGAAACUUGUAUGCUUUCAACAGAUGCAAAACAAACCCUAUACCUUAUACAUGAGCGUAGACACAUUGUACUACUAAGAUCUUGGAAAUGAAAGCUUCACCUCUGUUUCAUACAAAA